Molecule: messenger RNA, 727 nt
Organism: Saitoella complicata NRRL Y-17804
Lineage: Eukaryota; Fungi; Ascomycota; Saitoellomycetes; Saitoellales; Saitoellaceae
Product: D-tyrosyl-tRNA deacylase
Exons: 2
Coding region: 79-588 (169 amino acids)
Biological process (GO): tRNA metabolic process
Cellular component (GO): cytoplasm
Molecular function (GO): D-tyrosyl-tRNA(Tyr) deacylase activity
Source: RefSeq, a predicted model, not a curated record
GGGCGGAGUGUUUACUUUCUCUCGGGUAUUGCCGAGUUGACGAAUAUCCAGUAUCAGCGCUGUCAUUACCUAGCGAAGAUGAAGUGCGUGUUACAACGAGUUUUGAGUGCGAGCGUUACUGUCGAGGGACAAAAGAUCUCGUCGAUCAAUCAAGGGCUUCUACUCCUAAUCGGCAUAAUGACCGGCGACACCCUCGACGACGCCCACAAACUCGCCUCAAAAAUCCUCCGCCUAAAACUCUGGAACAGCAGCCCGGAAGACAAACCCUGGCAACGCUCCAUCGUGGACAUCCAAGGUCAGAUCCUGUGUGUUUCGCAGUUUACGUUAGGUGCGACAACAAAGAAAGGCGCGAAACCGGAUUUUCAUAAGAGUAUGAAGGGUCCGGAGGCGAGGCCGUUGUAUGAGGCUGUGUUGGAGGAGUUGAGGAAGGGGUUGGGAGAAGUCAAGAGGGAGGAGAAUGGGGAAGGAGGAGUGAGGAGGGGAUUUGAGUUGAAGGUGCAGGAUGGGGCGUUUGGAGAGAUGAUGGAGGUUGGGUUGGUUAAUGAUGGGCCGGUUACGAUUUUGUUGGAUACGAAGGAGGAGAUCUGAGCAGGGACAUGGAGGGUGGGCAUGGAAGAUAUAUUCGACGAAGGGCAGGGAGAGAGCCGCGAAUAAGAGCAUAGAGAAAGACAGAGAAGAUACCCAUAUUCUGGAGAACAAAUACAACAGAAGUAUAAGAAGUCCUCGG